AAUUGCAGUCAGUUUAUUUUAAUCUUUGUUUAAGUUAAGUCAAACGGGUCGUUCAGUGGUUGUUCUGGCUAAGUUCAUAUUUAGUUGAAAACCGAGUACUAAUUAAUAUUGUAAACAAUAGAAACUGUCAAUAGUAGUAAAUAAAGAAACACUGAACAAAAAUGCCCUCCUUUGAGUAUGAACUUAACAUGGACCCAGAAUUGCCCGAUGACAUUAAAAAAGUCGCCAUCGAACAGGGGGAAUGCGAAGAGACACGUAUACAAACUAUUGAAGAAUUCCGAAAUUAUAUUCUCGAACAUGAUAAAUGCCAGCCCCAUCGCACAGAUGAUGAAUUUUUGAUCCGAUACCUGAGAGCACGUUUUUGGAAUAUUCCGCAAAGCUAUAAAUUGCUUUGUAACUAUUACAAAUUUCGAGAACAAAAUAAAAACUUCUUUGAAAAAGUGCGUCCCUUAGAUCUCACAUACAUUGCAUCAAAGGAUAUAGUCCAUGUUACUCCAUAUCGUGAUCAAUGUGGACGUCGUAUAAUGAUCUAUCGAUUUGGAGUAUGGAAACCCAGUGAAGUUACCACAGAUGAUAUAUUUCGUGCCACAGUUUGUCUGAUGGAAAUGGGUAUAUUGGAACCGAUUACCCAAGUUGUAGGCGGAAUAGGAAUUUUCGAUUUACAAGGAUUUUCUUUGAGUCACUUGUUGCAUUUGAGUCCCAGUGUGGCAACAAAGAUGAUCGCUGUAAUGGUGACUUCAAUGCCCACCAGGGUUGCAUCAAUACACAUUGUUAAUCAAAACUUCGUCUUCAAACCAUUUAUGGAUGCUAAAAUGCGCGAACAUCUAUUUAUCCAUGGCUCUGAUAUGACAUCACUUCAUAAACACAUACGUCCAGAUUGUUUGCCCAAAAGAUACGGUGGAGAGCUUGAAGAUUUUUCGUGCACGGCAUGGAUUGAAUCGAUCAAAGAAAAUCAGCAUAUUCAAAAGGAGUUAGAGAAACAAGGCUAUGUUAUUUAGAACUUCAUGCACUGUCUGAUUUAGGAUUGUGAAAAUGAACAGUUUUAAAAAUAAAAUUUAAAUACAAUAUGUUGAAAUAUA
This is a messenger RNA of Stomoxys calcitrans (stable fly), 1079 nucleotides long. RefSeq names its product alpha-tocopherol transfer protein. Gene Ontology annotation, cellular component: membrane. The coding region runs from base 162 to 998 and encodes 278 amino acids. Gene Ontology annotation, molecular function: phosphatidylinositol bisphosphate binding. The record is from RefSeq and is a predicted model, not a curated record. Lineage: Eukaryota; Metazoa; Arthropoda; Insecta; Diptera; Muscidae. The transcript has 5 exons.